Molecule: messenger RNA, 1511 nt
Organism: Phoenix dactylifera (date palm)
Lineage: Eukaryota; Viridiplantae; Streptophyta; Magnoliopsida; Arecales; Arecaceae
Product: Mitochondrial transcription termination factor family protein
Biological process (GO): regulation of DNA-templated transcription
Molecular function (GO): double-stranded DNA binding
Source: RefSeq, a predicted model, not a curated record
GGUCGCCUCAGAAUUUGCCAAGGAAGUUACUGGGAUCUAUCUGAUUUUUCUUCCUUUUUAUUUCUUUUUCGAUGGACUGUUUUAUAUUGGUUUUCACCCCUUCUGAGAGGCCAAUCAGGUGUACUGUACUUAUCGUGAAAUCAUCUGCUACUUUGUGGGAGCUAUCUUUAUCACUUCACUUGUCUGGUCUUUUUUGGAUGCAUGCUUUUGCCACGCGUCGGCCUCUCAUACCUAUGAAAUCUUAGCUACCAAUGAGCUUUCAGCGAGGCAGAAGCAGAUAAAGUGGGGAUUACGAUUGGAUCCUUGCAGCCACCUCCAGAAACAUAACAAUACUCUCCUCCAUUCCCUCUCUUGCCCCCGCUGCAGCAUGCCAGUCCUCCAUACUCUCUGUGCCUCCUCCUCGCUACCCAACACCAUGACAUCCCCCCAGUUAUCAAACCUAUCGGCUAAACCAUCGACUCUGAAUUCAAGUGCAGGCACGCCCAGGGCCAUGCAAACUGACUUCCCUCUCCCUCUCCCUGAACUCCCCGGCCAUGUCAGGGAGAAGAUCCUCAGCCUAGAGGUCAUGGGCAUCGACUCCGGCCGGGCUCUUUCCCUCAAUCCAGCCCUCCGCAGCGCAUCCCUCGACUCCAUCAACUCCAUCAUCUCCUAUCUCCAGUCCAAAGGCAUCCACCACAAGGACCUGGGCAGGAUCCUCGGGAUGUGCCCGAAGAUCCUCACCGCCAGCAUCCGCUCCGACCUCCGCCCUGUCUUCCAGUUCCUCUCCCAGGACCUCCAGGUCCCGGAAUCCAAUUGCAGGAGGGUCAUCAACAAGUGCCCCAGGCUGCUAGCCUCCAGUGUCCGGGACCAGCUCAAGCCCGCCCUCAUCUAUCUCCAGAGGCUGGGUUUCAGGGACACAGAUGCACUUGCCUACCAGGAUCCAAUCCUUCUGGUCUCCAGUGUGGAGAAGACAAUGAUCCCCAAGCUUCAGUACUUGGUGGGCUUGGGGCUCUCCCGGGAGGAGGCUGUGGGAAUGGUGCUGAGGUGCCCGGGUUUGUUCACCUUCAGCAUUGAGAAGAACUUCAAACCCAAGUACGAGUAUUUUGUGAGGGAGAUGGCUGGCACACUGGAGGACCUGAAGGAGUUCCCUCAGUUCUUUGCCUUCAGUUUGGAGAAGAGGAUCAAGCCCAGGCAUCAGGAGCUCAUGGAGAAGGGGAUCAUGAAGGUCCCUCUCUCGGUCAUGCUGAAGAGCACCGACGAGGAGUUCAAGGAGUUGAUACAGAAAGGCAGUUAAAAGAUGAGCUGCUCUCCUACCUGCUGCUGCUGUAAAUAAAGAAAACCUGCAUCAUUUGGUUUAGUAUAUGCAAUGAUUUCGACAUAUAUACUGGUAACAGUGAUUUCGUAUCAAAGACUACUUAGCUGGUAGCUAAAUCAUCUUCAGACAAAUCUAGGCAUCUUAAUGAAUAACCAGUGCCAUCCUUCUGUAAAGCUGGAUGUUUAGCAAUGCCGAAGUAUGGAUUUUCAUUACUUAA